CCUUUUACAUACCUUUCCCAACCAACCUAAAAGCCUCAUAAAACUUUAUUUUAUUUUACUUUGCCCUCGGUAUCCUCAAUUCAUACGAUCUGCUAGGCAAAGAAUGCUUGCCCGACUGGGAACAAAUCCCACACCGAUAAACAGUGGUUGCUUGACGUCAAAUUGCCAAGAAGACCACGCUCUUCAACUGUAUAGCCAUUAACCGGAUCAACGCCGUUCAUUCAAUGAUCGCUGAUCAAUGUCGGCCAUCAUCGGGAUCCAUGAUGUUGUUGUCGACGACUUAUACUCUCAGGCCAAGGAAAAGGCUGCCAACAAAGGCUUCUACAGUAGCCGUUGGGCACCUCUAAUGCGCCGAGGUCGCCAGCUGCUUGCCGCAGCUAAAGUGAAGCUUGUAUUGGGCCUUUUUAUCCUAUGCGUCACCGUUUUUAUGACUUCCAGGAUUAGCUCUUUUAUGGGCUGGAUCCCUGAUGAACCUUCUGCCGUCUUUUCUCCUUCUAAGGGAGGCUAUGCAGUGCUUAUCAACAGCUGGAAGGGAAAUUCUCUUCUAACGCAAUCGGUCGCUCAUUACGCGUCGUGUGCUGGCACCGAUGCAAUCCAUGUGGCGUGGAGUCAGACUGAUCCCCCAUCGGAGAACUUGAAAGCCUAUCUCAAAAGGGUUGUGUUUUCGAAGUCGCAAACAGCCCUCAAACCCAGUUUCAAAUUCGAUAUUAACAAGGAGAAUUAUUUAAACUAUAGGUUUAAACCCAUUGAUGACCUUAGAACCGCGAUUUUCUCGGUUGAUGAUGAUGUGAUCGUUCCUUGUUCCUUUCUGGAUUUCGCUUUUUCUGUGUGGCAGAGUGCUCCUUCUACUAUGGUGGGAUUCGUACCCCGUAUGCAUUGGCUGGAUGGCCAGAAGAAUGGUGUCCCAUAUCACAAAUAUGGAGGAUGGUGGUCAGUUUGGUGGAUGGGUGCUUAUAGUAUGGUUCUCUCAAAAGCUGCAUUCUUUCACAAGAAGUACUUGGACUUGCAUACACACAUGAUGCCCCCAUCAAUACAAGAUUAUGUAGCCAGGGAAAGGAACUGUGAAGAUAUUGCAAUGUCUUUGCUCAUUGCCAAUGCUACAGGUGCUCCUCCAAUUUGGGUGAAAGGAAAGAUACAUGAGAUUGCAUCAUCAGGCAUAAGUAGUCUUAAAGGGCAUAGUGACAGGAGAAAUAAAUGCCUGAAUGACAUAAUUUCCCUAUAUGGGACUGUGCCUCUUGUUUCAAGCAAUGUAAAAGCUGUAGAUGCAAGACAAGAAUGGUUCUGGUAGUUGUGACCUUGGAAUUAUUUGGAGCCAUUAGCCAACCGAAUAGUUAUGCUUUCAGAUUCACCUCCUUGUUGCAAUCAAGUUCUGCAUUAUGCUUAUUCUACUUGUAUAUUUGUACAGGGGACCAUGUUUAAAUGAUUGUGAUGUUAACUGAUAUUUUUCUGAGUCA
Hevea brasiliensis (rubber tree) is the source of this 1454-nucleotide messenger RNA. RefSeq names its product glycosylinositol phosphorylceramide mannosyl transferase 1. The record is from RefSeq and is a predicted model, not a curated record. NCBI's taxonomy places the organism in Eukaryota, Viridiplantae, Streptophyta, Magnoliopsida, Malpighiales, Euphorbiaceae. Gene Ontology annotation, molecular function: glycosyltransferase activity. Gene Ontology annotation, cellular component: membrane.